AUGGAGAAUCUCAGCGAGCUCCAGAACCCGUUGUUGGACAAAAACAGUAAGCACAUGGUCAACGGUUACGGGGGCGACUUCCCUAAUAACCAGUACCAGGAAAACAUUAUUAAUUACUUUGCUGGAGGUGGAGGAGAAGGAGGAGGAGGAGGUGGUGGAGGAGGAGGAGGUGGCGGAGGAAAGGUGAACAACGGCAACGUGAUGAGCGGAGGUAGUUACAACACCAACGGGAAGGUAAAAUCUCAGCAGCUUCUGGACGCCACCUCGCUGCACCUGGCGGUCGAGGCGUUCUACAGGCCCAACUUCAUCCUGUACAAGGAGGACAGCGACGGCAUCAAGGCUAAGGAAUACAAAAGCGAGUGCUGCGAGACCACGUUCACGGAGAAGAAAGCCAAGGAGGCGUCCAACGCGGCGGGGGCGGACACGCCCGCCACCGAGGAUCCCCAGGCGAAGCUGCUGGAGGACGGCGAGCACGUCAAGAUCCAAACGGUUUCCUACGAGGUGGAGGAGGAGGAGUACGUGGAGUACGAGACGGACUGCUCCAGCGACAGCGAGAGCGAGGACAACUUCAUCAUCGUGCCCCCACGAGACCACCUGGGCCUGGCCAUCUUCUCCAUGCUCUGCUGUUUCUGGCCUUUGGGGAUCGCAGCAUUUUACUUCUCACAAGGGACCACCAAGGCGGUGAACAAAGGUGACUUCCCGCUGGCCAACAUCGCCUCCAGACGUGCUUUGUUCCUCGCCGCCCUCUCCAUCACCAUAGGCACCGGCGUGUACGUGGGCGUGGUGGUCGCGCUCAUCGCCUACCUUUCGAAACCAGGACACAUAUAG
This is a messenger RNA of Cyclopterus lumpus (lumpfish), 828 nucleotides long. RefSeq names its product synapse differentiation inducing 1-like (gene syndig1l). The transcript is spliced from 3 exons. The coding region runs from base 1 to 828 and encodes 275 amino acids. The record is from RefSeq and is a predicted model, not a curated record. NCBI's taxonomy places the organism in Eukaryota, Metazoa, Chordata, Actinopteri, Perciformes, Cyclopteridae. Gene Ontology annotation, cellular component: membrane; intracellular membrane-bounded organelle.